ACAUAAUUGAGGGUUAUCAAGACCAUGCACUGCAGGGCAGGUCACCACAAAUGGCAACACAUGCUCUCGUGUUCAUGAUUGGCGGAAUCCGUAAAAAGCUGAAACAACCAAUUGCUUAUUAUUAUUCUAAGGAGGUGAGCAUUAUGGUCUUUUAUUUGUUCAAGACUUGUUUAAGACUAUAACUUUUACUUGUUUAAGACUAUAACUGUUUCAAAUGUAUUUGAGCCUGUUGCAGGUCCCUCAAAAUUUAUACAACCCUUGUGUGAGAAUGUAAAUUAUAAAACCAUUCCUGACAUAACUAGUGAUAUUCCUCAAGUAACUGAGAAUAUCAACCCUGUUGCUGCUGCAAAUCCAUCCACGAAAAACAAAAAGGAUAAAGAUAUGUUGAUAAAAAUGAAAUAUCAUCUGAGAAAAAUUAACAGGCUUCAAAAAACUGUAAAGCAUCUAAAGAAUGAAGCAUUUCUCAAAGUAUUGAGCAAAAAUGAUUCCGUAAAUAAAAUAUUAAAAUGUAAAAUAUCCCCCUCUUUUGCAUUAUUUUUGCAAGAAGAAUGGCAAAACUAUAAAAAAAAAUCAUAAGGUCGAAGAUGGAACAUGGACUCCAAAAUAAUAGCACUAAGACUGUAUAAAAGGUCACCUAGGUGUUACAAAUUAUUAAGAAGGAUGAUUUGCCUGCCAACACCUAGUUCAUUAAAAGCGUUAUUAAGCAAGUUUCACAUGAAAGUUGGUAUUAAUGACCAAAUUUUUAAUGUUUUGAAAAAAACAAUAAAGCAACAGACUCCCUCAGACAAUGAGUAUAUCCUUAUGUUUGAUGAGAUGUCAAUAAAAAAGUAUUUGUUUAACAGUGGUAGAGCCACGCGCAGCUUUCGCUGUCGCACGGAUGGGCCGGCUCGAUCCGGGGUGGUACCACGACCUCACAGAAUACCAGCGUGAAGUAGAGGUUUACCUCUGCGUUUCGCUUGGUGAGUGCAGGUGGCCGGAGGCCCUUUUUACUGGAAAUGAGGCAUUCCAUCUUAGUCCUCACGGGUGACAACGCAUCUGCAUUUUGAUUCGCAAGCGAGGAUAGAUGUAGAUGUCUAUGGGCCGCAGCAACCACUUACCAUCAGGUGGACUGUGUGCUCGUUUGUCACCCUUAUCUUAUAAAAAAAAAACAACAAAAAGGAGGACAUAAUUGAGGGUUAUCAAGACCAUGCACUGCAGGGCAGGUCACCACAAAUGGCAACACAUGCUCUCGUGUUCAUGAUUGGCGGAAUCCGUAAAAAGCUGAAACAACCAAUUGCUUAUUAUUAUUCUAAGGAGGUCCUGCAACAUUGUUUUGAUGCUGGAAUUAAUAUUUCAGCUACAGUGUGUGAUAUGGAUGGUGUGAAUAAGAGACCUAUAAGUAUCUUGGGAGCAUCUGUAGAACAGCCAUAUAUUCUGCUAAAUAAUCGAGAAGUGGUUACCAUUUUUGAUACUCUGCAUUUGCUCAAAUGCUUUAGAAAUAUGUUUUUAAAAUAUGACAUUAAAUAUCCAAUAAAUAUAACAUCAAAUGAUCAAAUUGGAUUUGGUGUUGCUAAAUGGAGCCAUAUAAAGGAGUUUUAUGAAACAGUUAACACCAAUCCCAAUUUUGUGUUUGCACCUUGCUUAAAACAAGAACAUUUAAAUCCAAAUACGAAGCAGAAGAUGAAGGUGAAGCUAGCUGCACAAGUGUUAAGCCACUCAGUUGCUGCAGGAAUGUAUGCUAAAAUUUCACAAGGGGAACUCUCUUCAGAGGCUGUCACUACAGCUAAUGUUAUUGCAAAUAUGGACAAGCUGUUUGAUUGUGUCAACGCAUGCUCACCAGACCUAAGAAGGGGGAGACCAUAUUCGACAAACAUGACAAAUAAUACACCACAUCUCACACAUUUCACUUUAAUGAAGAAUUUUUUUAAAGAAAUGACGUUUUUGGGAUGCAAACGAGCUCCUCCAUCCCAAGAAGGUUGGAUAUGGUCCAUCAAUGGAAUAGAACGAAUUUGGAGAAAUCUCAGUUCUAAACAUAAAUCAAUAAAAAGUUUGGAAACAAGAAGGCUCCAGCAGGACCCGUUAGAAAAUCUUUUUGGAUGCAUUCGGGUCAAUUGCGGCUGCAAUUCAAAUCCCACUGCUGGGCAGUUUGUUGCGGGUCUUAAAACGGCUGUCCUUAGCAACUUAUCUUUUAUUGGGACAGGAAAUUGUGAAGAAGACCAAAAUCAAGUUAUAUUGACAAAUUUUAAAUCUUUAUUGUCUCCACCCACAGACACACACACUGCUUAUGCCACAAUUUUAACCGAUGAGUUAGAAGAAAGUGUAAAUUCUACAUUUGAAUGUAGCUUGGAAGAAAGCAGUGGCGAAAUACAAGCAUGUGCCUAUGUCUGUGGGUUUAUAGUAAAAAAUAAUCUCAACAAAUGUGAAAUUUGUAAAAAAAUUUUUGUAUCUGAGACACAAGAGAGAUCACAUACUUUUAUUGACUUUAAAGAAUAUAGUGAUCUAAAAAAGUCCCUUAAAUACGCCUCUAAAAACCUCAUUAACUGUAUUGAAAGUAGUGCUACGAUGAUUUAUGAUUUUUUAGAGGCAGAAGCAUAUAAAAAAAAUUAAAAGGGACAAUUAAAGUUUUGUUCAAAAACUCAAUAAAUUGGGAGUUUCUCGAUGAAUGUCCAGAACAUAAAGAUAUGAAUAUAGAUUACUUAUUUAAUAGCGUAUUUCACAUUUGUAUGAAGAGAUUUUGUAUUUUGAAAAAUCGGCAAUUUGCAGAAGAGUACUCUGCAUACAUGAUAUCCUGCAGAAUAAAUAAGAUAUUACAUGGAACUACUUUUUCUAUAUGUACAGUCAUAAUCACUUCAGUGGUGACAUUAUAUAAAGAGAUAAAAGUAGAGGGAGGAUUUGUCCUCUCUCGAGAGAGGCUGCCAAGGAGUGACUAGCGCUGAUGAGGCUAUGGAUGUGUGUAAAAGUGUACCCGUAGUCCUGCCGAUAAGUGGUGAAGAUGAAACAUCUGAGUUUUAGUCGGAGUGGGUCAGAUAUUCCUUGCUUCCGCGAGGCAGGUAGGAUUUAAAUUUAAGUUUUUUUUAAAAAUAUUUGCCAUAUAGAGCCACUUUUGGAUUUCGAAUAUAGUAUUUUCGAAACUAUCACUUUACUGGUGCGAAUCAUACCUUACAGUCUUUUUAUCGUUUAAUGUCGGAUAGUUUAUUAGUCACCCUACAAACAAUCGUAUUGCUAUGCAACUAACUUUUAAGUUUACUGUGGGAUAUGGAUAACACAUACAUUUGUAUUUUUUAUAGAAUUUAGCAAGUAAAUGCUGUGACACUUAGACAUCUACCUGUAUUAUCGAAAAAUAAUAAUAACUACUUAACUAUUAAAUCGAUAUUUAGUUAAGAGCUGUUCAGAACUGUUUACAUGCAUAAAGUUAAAAAUUAGUUAAUUACGUAUAUAUCCAUGUAACAUCUUAUUUAUUCUGCAGGAUAUCAGUUUUUCUUUGAAGAGCAGUUUGCAAAAGAGGGGGAUAUUUUACAUUUUAAUAUUUCAUUUACGGAGUUAUUUUUGCUCAAUACUUUGAGAAAUUCUUCAUUCUUUAGAUGCUUUACAGUUUUUUGAAGCCUGUUAAUUUUUCUCAGAUGAUAUUUCAUUUUUAUCAACAUAUCUUUAUCCUUUUUGUUUUUCGUGGAUGGAUUUGCAGCAGGUAGUGCUGAUUAAUGACAUGAAAAUGUUGACUUAUUAGUUUUUAAUGCAGUCAAUAACAAUAACAUAACGAAAAUAAUUUCUACAAAUGUAAUAUUAUUGGUGGCAUCUAUAAUAUAAUCAGGUUAUUGGAGUUUAGACAUAAUAUUGCAAAGCUAUUGCCUUGUUUGUAGAAUGUGAAGGUAAAUAAUGUUUUCUUGUUAGAAAAAAGUGUUUAUAUUAGAUUGUCUAAUCUUUUUUAUAUAAAACCAAUGUACCUUUACUUUCCAUUUUGCUUAAAUGUCAUGUUACAUAUGCCAUGUUAAAAAUUAGUUAAUUACUCCGUCACUUACGUCCAUCAAUGUACCAACGGUUUUUCUAUGUACCAAUGUAGACAAGUAUGUAAUGUAAAUAAAAAUUAUGUAUUUCA
Parnassius mnemosyne (clouded apollo) is the source of this 4072-nucleotide messenger RNA. The record is from the annotation of a GenBank genome assembly. Lineage: Eukaryota; Metazoa; Arthropoda; Insecta; Lepidoptera; Papilionidae.